UAACAGAGACAAUCACAAAGUAAUCAGCAAUUCAAAGUUUUGAGUGUUUGAAUUUCAAAAAGGUUGCACCAGCUGGCAAAUGUAAAAUACUAGAAGAACAAGAAGCUGGAUGAGCUGCUGUUGAUCGGAAAGGGCAGAACUGAUGGACUGUGUGGAUAUAAAUAUGUUCGAAAGCGUCUGUUCUUCCUACUACAAGAAUCAUGAAUAAACUGGCAGAUCAGCAGGACCACAUGAUACCAUGAAGAGAAGCUUACAGGUCCUCUAUUGGCAACUGUUUAGUGUUCUGCUGAUCUUGGCACUGACAGAAGAGCUGGUGUUUUCCGUUCAGGCCCUGUCUCCCGCUGCCUCCUCCUCCUCUCAGGGCUUCCUGAUGGACACUCCCGCCGUCACAGCCAUGGGCACGCCGCCGCCUCGCCGYGAGGAGCACCGCGCCGCGCAGCCCGCUCCGACGGCGGCGGCUCGCGCACUUCCCCGCUCCGCCAGCCCCGCGGAGCCGGCGGCGCCGGGCGCCGGGCGCAGGCAAGCGGGCAGCCGCCGCGCCGGCGAGAGGGAGAGGCACCGUUUGUACAACCAGAGCGCUUUGUACUCAGGACAGACUCGCCCCAGGGGGAAACUCACCCAGGAUUCCCAAGGGAACUUCACAGAGCCGUCAGAGCCUUACCUGGAGGCGGCCCUGCACUCCCCCUUCCCCAGCCUGAGCGGCCCGUUCACAGAGCACCCGUAUCCCGCCCCGAGCGCCACUUCCAGCGCUCCCACCGGCACGGGGCCGGCAAGAACUACGCGCCCGGCCCCUCCUGCCCACAGCAGCCCCUCGGGAGGCCGGAGGAGCGUGGAGCGCGGGGACGGCACGGAGCCGCUCGGGCGGGAAGCGGCUCUUGCCACUGCCGCUGCCAGGCCGGCAGCCGAUGCCGGAGCGGCGACGGUGCCUUUCGGCCACCCCCACUAUGACCUGUGGGAUCUGCUGAGCAAAAACAGCUCCUGGGUAACCUUGAACCUCAGUACGAAUGUCCCCUUGUUUGCCGGCCCUGGAACUGCGACGGCGGCAGCAGGUCACRCCGUUCAGACCGGUUUCGAUGUCUCCUCUGCGACAGUGGGUGACCCCAGGGGAGCUGCUCCCACGGGGCCGGACACCACCGUGUUGGGCAGCGCUGUCCCCACGGCGCCCGCCACGGCCUUCUCCAGCUCCGUGUCCACCGCUGGCUCCACUGCAACCGGCAACUUCCUAAACAGACUGGUUCCCGCCGGGACCUGGAAACCUGGCGUGCAGGGAAACAUCUCCCACGUCACUGAGGGGGACAAGCCCCAGCACAGAGCAACCAUCUGCCUCAGCAAGAUGGACAUUGCCUGGAUCAUCCUGGCUAUCAGCGUACCUAUAUCCUCAUGUUCAGUUCUGCUGACAGUCUGCUGCAUGAGGAGGAAGAAAAAGACAUCCAACCCCGAAAACAAUUUGAGCUAUUGGAAUAACGCUAUCACCAUGGACUACUUCAACAGGCACGCUGUCGAGCUGCCGCGAGAGAUCCAGUCCCUGGAGACGUCAGAGGACCACCUCUCGGAGCCGCGCUCCCCGGCCAACGGCGACUACCGAGACAGCGGCAUGGUCCUCGUGAACCCCUUCUGUCAAGAAACGCUCUUUGUAGGACGUGAGCAAGUGUCUGAAAUAUGACCCCAUAGCUGCCCCUGUAUUGCAGUUUCCUCUCGACUCUCUCCAAAUUAUAAAUAAAUAUAUAUAUUAUAAAUAUAGCCUUUGUGUAACCCUGAACUAUGAGAAAUGUUUUCAGCUUUUCUUUUCCCCCCCCCUCAGAAUUGUCAACCUCUUUUUUAUAAGUGUGGUAAAACUUUACAGAACAAACUGUGGCUUUAUAAAAUAAAGGUAUUUCUAAGCAAA
This is a messenger RNA of Nothoprocta perdicaria, 1885 nucleotides long. It is a transcript of the gene TMEM108, whose product is annotated as transmembrane protein 108. The coding region runs from base 239 to 1663 and encodes 474 amino acids. The record is from RefSeq and is a predicted model, not a curated record. Gene Ontology annotation, cellular component: endosome membrane; axon; postsynaptic density. Gene Ontology annotation, biological process: postsynaptic density organization; retrograde axonal transport; dendrite extension. NCBI's taxonomy places the organism in Eukaryota, Metazoa, Chordata, Aves, Tinamiformes, Tinamidae. The transcript is spliced from 6 exons.